GUCGAAACUUGGUCUGCACUGCGAUGGCAGGCUUGGGACUGCAAGUCUCUGGAAUCUCUCGUAACAUUCGACAGUUCUCAAUUUGUGGCAUUGAGGAACCUGUGGCAUACUCAUCUUCAUGCUUUUGGCAGGGUAUAGCACCGGGCAGUACACUGACAGGUUCGGCCUCGACGACGCUCGUGGUAUCAUCUUUUCACCUCUACAGCUUUCUAUAUGACAAUCCAGGAGCUUCAAAUGCGCUUGUUGUAAACACCAUCUGGGCUCGGCUCGGCGGCAUCGUGCAUGUUGGUUAGCAGGUUGCCACGAGGUAUCAUAAGCACAUUUCCCAGGAUACAAAUAAGCGCCCAAUGCCACGGCCACAGCCUUUCACUCUUGGAAUCUAACCACUACCAUCGAAGCCUCCCAGCCCGUCUUCCUCACUUGAACCAGAACCACCACCAUGUCUACCCUCUACCACCCUGCCGACUACGUGCCCGCCAUCACCAACGGCGCUGGCGAACCUGCCAUCGUCUGGGUUAGCAAGGUCGUGCCCGACGAGGGCAAGGUCUACGUUACCCAGAACCCCAACCGCCACGCACUACCGACACACGCAUACACGUACCACGGCGUUACCCUCCUCGAGCUACUUGACAUCGAGGAGCCGACCGACGCUGCGAGGCUGAAGUCGGCCCACCUGCAGCUUCUCACCGAGCGGGUGAAGACCCAGCUCGCUCGUAAAGCCUUAUUCGAGCAUCAAGCGCAGGUGUUCGAGGCUAUCCUCGCGCAUAGCUGCACGAACGCGAAGUUCGUCGAAGCUCACAGCGCACACAAGUACGGUGGCGACACGGAGUUUGCCACCUUCAUGAACCUCUCUGAUCCUCGCAAGUGGGGCGUGGACGAGAUGACUGAAAUCACGGACGAUGUUCAGUACGAGAUCGUCUUUCCAGAGGAACUGGAGGCGCUAUUCGAGAAGGCCGCCGCUGCCGACGAUGCUGAAGCUACCGAAUCACCUGCGUCCACUGAAGAUUCCGACGUCGAGUCGGAGCCCAGCUCUCCAGCUUCCUCCGAAGACGCUGCUGAACCAUCCGCGCCCGCCGAAAUCCCCAUCACCGAGGAGCCUAGUUCCCCCACUCCCUCCGCUGACGAGGUCGCUCUCGACCUUACUUCGCUUGACGACGAUGCCUCGGACUCCGAGGAGGCUCACAUAGUCCUCCCCAUCACACCUCCUGCACCCUCCACCGCCCUCGUCCCCUACGCCCGCGGCACCAAACGCGCCGCGCCCGACGACGAUCUCGACCUCGACCUCGGCGACGGCUGCCCCCGCCUCGCCUUCGACCACAUGAAUCCCCACAAGCGCCGCUGCACGUCGCCCGACUCCGCCAACGCCUCCUGCGGCAGCGACGACGAGCUGGGCGCGAGCUACGACGCGGAGGGCGAGUACGAAUGGGUGCACAAGUGGUCGAGCGAGAGCUUCUCGCGCCCGGUGUGCAUGCGCGUGCGCAAGGGCGCUUGUCAUACUUUCCUCUUCGAGGAGAUUCACGAUGGCGAGGGGUGUGGGGAGUUGCCGCUGUUUUCGAGGCCUCGGGCGGCGCGGGCGGGCUUUCCGGUAGCCAGCACUUCCGCGAACGUCGGGAACAGAGGCGUGAGGCGCAUGGCUUCGGAGGACGACAACAUUGGCCCCGCGCCGAAGCGCCUCGCGAUCGAUGCGACCGACGGCAACUCCCACACGGAUGAAGUUGUCGACGAGAACGCCUCACGAGAGGCGCGCCCUCGUCUGGUCCCCGUCACCGGCCCCUGCGCGCGCCCGAACAUUUUGUCAGCCCCUCGCCGCCUUCGCUCUGCUACCAACAUGCUUUAUCAGGCUCGCUCGCCUCCCCGCCCCUCAACCUCGUCUGCUGUAAAUACCAUCAUCCCUACCUCUACCUCUGCUCCCUCCACCUCCACCGCCUCCACCAUCACCCCAACCAUCGAGGAACCGUCCUCCUCUGACGACGAAGCAUCUUCCGCCGACGACGAGCCCCCCUCCGCCCUCCCCCACACCCCGCCUAACUUCGUACCCAAGGACGCCGUCGCCGAGUACCUUGGCACUAAUGCCUGGCUCCCCUCCUCCAUCCGCCGCCUCGUCACCCCGCCCCACGCGCCCGGACACGUCAACCUCGGGCUCGACGACCCCAAGUCGGGCCGCUGCAGCAUCUGCGGGAAGACCGUCACGCGCGGCCCCAGUAGCCUCGUUCGCCACGUCCUCAGGCACAUAACGUAUGAGGACUCAGAGUCGUGGGCCGCGGAUGGACGGAUACACAUCUGGCGCUGCCCUUGUGGGUGGGAGACGCUAACACAGCAGGGGUUGGAAAGGCACCAUCGGACCCGGGGUCAUUCUGGAGGGCGCCAGGCCUUGUUUGCUACUGAUAGGGUGUGGGUUGAUAGAAAGCCCAAGCCAGUGGGCUUCGCGGGCCAAGACUUGAUCUGGCGCCCGGUUAUCGAAUAGACGGUUUCCUCGUUUUUCGUCAUACUAUACGGUAUACCCUUAGACUAAGAUUGUCGCUUCCGGCUUCCAUAUCUUCUUUCACUCUACUCAUUCUCAAUCCACCCUCGGCCGCCACUGUUACUCAACUUUAGUAGAUAGACUCUUUGGUAGAUAGCCUUUUCUUCUCUUCCAGACUCCCUUGUCUGCCCUUUUGAUUGUACACCUGCACUCUUCUUUUCGCCUUCUUUCUUCUUCGCUGGCCUAUUAGCUUGGCUUCAUCUUCGCACAUCCUUGUUUCGUUGUGCGCCGUGACAACCCUUGACUACUCUCAGUAUACCCUCAAUACAAGAGCAAUGUGGCUGGCUAUUUUCACUAUUGUGCC
Molecule: messenger RNA, 2825 nt
Organism: Schizophyllum commune H4-8
Lineage: Eukaryota; Fungi; Basidiomycota; Agaricomycetes; Agaricales; Schizophyllaceae
Exons: 3
Coding region: 440-2464 (674 amino acids)
Source: RefSeq, a predicted model, not a curated record